AUGCCCGAUGACGCGCCACCACCGCGCGUGCACUCCAAGUGGCCCGGAAACUGGACGUUCGCGUGUCAAGGAACGAUUGUCGCCGGACCGAGCCCGCGCGCGGCGUUUUUCACGCUCGCGUUGAUCGUCGCGCCGUCGAUCGUGUUCGAUGUGUUGGUGUGCUGGAAAACACUUCGAGUGAAAAUGGGACUCUGGACCGUGAUCGUGAGCGUCGCGUUGCAGUCGUGCUCGUGCUUUUGGUUGCUCAAGACGUCGUUCACCGAUCCCGGGAUCUUACCGCGGUUACCGCGGGAGAGCGGGACGAGUGGGAUGCGAGGGAAGACGAAGCGGGCGACGGUGGAGACGACGGGACGGGAGACGACGGUGAAGUGGAACGAUACGUGCGGGUAUUUCCAGCCACCGAGGGCGCAUCACUGUUCUGUGUGUAAUGAUUGCGUCGAGCGGUUCGAUCAUCACUGUCCGUGGACGGGGACGACGAUCGGGCGGAGGAAUUAUCGAGCGUUUUUGUCGUUUACGUUUGGCACGGCGGCGCUGUGCGCGUGGACGUGCGUGGGGUGCGGGUACGCCAUCAGUUAUGAGUCCAGGGGUGGGGAGGCGACAGAUGGGCUGAAACGAUCGGGAGCCGCUAUUGCGGUGUUUUUGAUCGCCAUCAUCGGGUUCUUAUUCGUCGGCGCGUUGAGCUGCUUUCACGCGUACCUGGUUUCGACGAAUCAGACGACGUACGAGAGCUUCAGAGACGCGCACAGCUGGUCGACGAAUCCGUACAACACCGGGAGCGUGUUUAAGAACUGUUUGGAGGUAUGGUGCGCGAGAAUUGGACCGCCGCGCGUGCGUUUCAACGUCCCCGUGAGCGAGGAUCAGAGCGCCGCGCGCUUCCAAGCUGAGAUCGAGGCGCAGACAGACGUCGAGCGCGGCGACGUACAGCUCACGGAUCUCACCACUGGUUCGACGUCUAAGACGUAA
This is a messenger RNA of Ostreococcus tauri, 963 nucleotides long. RefSeq names its product Zinc finger, DHHC-type, palmitoyltransferase. The record is from RefSeq and is a predicted model, not a curated record. Gene Ontology annotation, cellular component: Golgi apparatus; endoplasmic reticulum. Gene Ontology annotation, biological process: peptidyl-L-cysteine S-palmitoylation; protein targeting to membrane. Gene Ontology annotation, molecular function: protein-cysteine S-palmitoyltransferase activity. The coding region runs from base 1 to 963 and encodes 320 amino acids. The transcript has a single exon. Lineage: Eukaryota; Viridiplantae; Chlorophyta; Mamiellophyceae; Mamiellales; Bathycoccaceae.